UUUAAAGAACUAAAGAUUUAAAUUAAAUACGGAGUGCGAGAGCCGAUUGAGCCUUGGGUGCGGGAGGGAGAGAGUCUGAUUUAUAUCUCCACCAAAUCGGGAGGGGGAGGAGGCAGGGAGAAUGAGCUAUUCUUGUACCAGCACAGAGGCUCUGUGUGAAAGCCAGGACGCAACUAACGCCAGUGCGAAGAAAGAUAAUACAAACGCAGAUAUCGGAGGUCUCGAGAGAAAUUGCGGCAGCCCCGUUUCCCGCCAGUCGCUCCAUAAACCGCUCCUGGCCAUGAAAGUGAAGAAAGGCUGCAACUCAACAGACGCGGGUGUCCCAGUUACAUCGGAAGACGAGUUGCUAAGAAACCCGGUAAUAACUCCUGAGGAUGUACUUGGGUUACAGAAGAUCACCGAAAACUAUCUGUGUUCUCCGGAAGAGAACGUUCACAUGAUUGACUUCACGCGGUUCAAGAUCCGAGACAUGGAGACAGGAACAGUGCUGUUUGAGAUCACCAAACCCCCAGCACCAGCGGGCGACAAGAAAAACUUCGACCCCAACGCCGGCCGUUUCGUCCGUUACCAGUUCACCCCUGCCUUCCUGCAGCUGCGCCAGGUCGGAGCCACUGUGGAGUUCACAGUCGGAGACAUGCCCAUCAACAACUUCAGGAUGAUUGAGAGGCACUAUUUCCGAGAGCAGCUUCUCAAGAGCUUUGACUUUGAGUUUGGUUUCUGUAUGCCCAGCAGCAAGAACACCUGCGAACACAUCUACGAGUUCCCCCCACUUUCAGAAGAAAUCAUGCGUGAAAUGAUCCUGCACCCGUACGAGACCCAGUCUGACAGUUUCUACUUUGUGGACAACAAGCUGGUGAUGCACAACAAGGCAGACUACUCCUACAGUGGUGGUCCGUAGGAAUACAUGACCCCCUAAACAUCUAGACCCGCCCCACCUCCUACUAUAUAUCCAUUUAAGCCCCUAUGGCACUGUGGACAGACCAGACAGACAGACAGAGAAAUAGACAACAAACUGAUAGGUCACAAGCAUCAGGACUUAUGGACCGUCUCUUGCACAAGUGGAAUUCUUUUUCCAAUCCGAUUUCCCCAAUGCUUGUUAUUGCCUCAUUGCAAUUCCAGACACUUGCAAUAACCUGUCAAGUUGUAUGUUUCUAUGUCUGACAGAGAGUGUUGCAGGUGUGUACAUACAGUCUUAAUUAUUCAUUUGACACAUUUCAUGUGGCCUGAUCUAGCAGAAGCUAGAUGGGCCAGUAACAAUGAAUGUCUUUUUAGUGUGUGCUGAAGGGCUCAGUCAGUGUGCUAAAGAGAAAAUGGAGAAAACAAGAAAUGGACAGUGGGCUGCUUAAUCAGCUAUUUGAACAAGUGAGACAAACAGACCCAGCCAUUUGUUGCAGGACCAAGUGACACAGACACUCUGUUAUUUAACAUCAUCACAAUGUGUUCUAGUCAAGCAAAUCCAAUGUAUUUCUACUAGGGUUUUGGCAAAUGUUUUACUCCUAAAGAAAGUCAGAAAAGUUGCUUGUUUCUUGGAUUUCUAUUAACACUUUAUAUUAAGUUGCUCUAAUGAUUAUGUACCUAACACAGUAAUAGCUGACAAGAAAAUAAUGGUUAAUGUGUAUUACUAUGUAAUAGCAUGGUACUUUUGUCAUUACGGAGUCAGUUAUUAUACCGUUGCAACAUAACACAAGUUGUAAUUACAUAUUCACAUGUUAAAUGUUGUUCCACAAGUGCAACUACUAAGUACACAUUCUUUUGUGACAUUACAUAAAUAAUUAGUAAUUAUAUGUAAUGAAAUGGUGCCAUUGCCAAGAGCUACACAGGUAAUUAAGCAUUUAAUAACUAAGCAUUUAAAGUUAGUGACUUGCAAAUGUAAACUUAUCUAAACAUUUACAUAGUGGUACAAGAGAAUGUGUAAUAACAUCAGUAGUUACACAUGAGGAGCAACAUUCAACUGUAAAACUGUGUAAUAACAGAUUAUGCAAAAACGUAGUAAAUGUAGUAAUAACUAGUAAUAAUAUAUUGGUACUACAUAUAAUGUAUAUGUUUUUACUGUUAGUAAUGUGUUAUUUAUAUAUUAUUUAAGGCAACGUAAUUUAAAGUGUUACUGAUUGUCUAUUUAAUAGCCAUUAGCUCUGAAUAACUCACUGUGUCUGAUAGGAAUACAAUGUUUUGAUGAGGUUAUUUGUCCUCAUCAAAACAUUGUUUUGAUGUUUUGAUGAGGUUAUUUGUCCUUCAUAAUUCCAGUAGAAAGCAGUUGAAUUAAUUAUUUUGUAGAAAGGAACAGGCACAUUUUGAAAUGACAUUUGUUGUGUUUAGGGUUGCAAAAUACUAGCUUUCCAAAAUUCCAAAGUUUUCCAGUAGGAGUAUUCCUGGAUCUCCUACUUAUUCUUGCUUAAUUUGGCAAAUCUUGCAAACCAGAUUUAAAGACAAAAAUGUUACCAGAAUUUUGCAACCAUAGCUACUUUAAGGUGAAGGAUAGUAAUUCAUUUUCAUUUUGAUAUCCAGCAUACAAUAUUUAGUGUCAAGAGAUCUACAACUUUAUUUAUACCAAGUGUGCUUAUUGUAAAAUAAAUAAAAAUGAUCUAAAGUUUGGACAGUGGAAUUACCACUCUGGGAAAUAAAUAUAUGUUGGGUUUUUUGGAA
Esox lucius (northern pike) is the source of this 2643-nucleotide messenger RNA. It is a transcript of the gene unc119a1, whose product is annotated as unc-119 homolog a (C. elegans). NCBI's taxonomy places the organism in Eukaryota, Metazoa, Chordata, Actinopteri, Esociformes, Esocidae. Gene Ontology annotation, cellular component: spindle midzone; intercellular bridge; centrosome. The record is from RefSeq and is a predicted model, not a curated record. Gene Ontology annotation, molecular function: lipid binding. Bases 122 to 898 code for a protein of 258 amino acids. Gene Ontology annotation, biological process: negative regulation of clathrin-dependent endocytosis; nervous system development; lipoprotein transport. The transcript is spliced from 5 exons.